AAGGCAGUACAGUAGCUGCCUCACACACACCACUCCUGCCCCAGGGGAGACUGUAGUGUACUCUGUCCCGGGCUCUCUGGGAGAGAGAAUCUGUACCAACCCAAGUAUGGCCCACUCUGCAGCAGGCCUACAGACCACAUUUGAGGAUGAGUGUCCCAUCUGUAUGAGUACCCUGACAGACCCACAUCACCCUGCUGCCUGUUCUCAUGUGUUCUGCCGACUAUGUCUGACGUGUUCUUUAAAGUGGUUACCCCACUGCCCUGUGUGCAGAGCUAAGGCGCGGGUUGAUGACAUAAUGCCUGCUGGUGCCACUGAUGUCACUUUCAGAGUCCAGACGAGGACCACAGUCGUCAGGUUGGGUCAACCUCUCCCUGGCUUGUUGGGGCUUUCCACCCCAGCAACUAGACCUGUGACAGGGGAUAUCCAGAGUGCUGCAGUGAGGACGUUUGUCUGUCCGAUCUGCCAGGAGAGGGGUCUGAAUGAGCAGGAUCUGGUGGAUCACUGCAAUGACAUCCAUCACUAUGACAACAGGCCCGUGGUGUGCCCGGUGUGUGUCUCUCUGCCACACGGUAACCCAAACCAAAUCAGCAGGAACUUCAUCAGACAUUUGAACCUAAGACACUGCUACUAUGCCGAGGACUACACGAAUAUCCACCAAACCGACACAUUGAACGUGCAAUAUGCCAUUAUUGAGUCUCUCCGGGAUGCCAACCGGAAUCCAAGAUGAUCUUGACUGAUAUAAUUUAUAAUCUAGCAAUUUAGCAAUAACAAUGUCAUAAUGAUUUGUGUACUAAGUAAUAUGUUCAAUAAGUUGUGUGCAAUAUUUUGAUGCUAAAGCUGCUCACAAACAUUUGUGAAAAUUGUAAUGUUGUCAAACGUUGAUAGUUUUAUUUUCUUUCUUUUGAAUGUAUGAAAUCUAAUUUACUGCAACUAGUCUAACUGCCAAUAAAUAAACACUAAUUCAUUACAUGUUACAUAGUGUAGAAAUAUUUUGAUAAAUCUAUCAUAAAAUCUAUCAACUAUAAUAUUGACACUAGCUUUGAUAUACUUUUCCAUUUAAUGUCUUUGUAUAUACUUGACUUGACUAUAAUAAUUUAAUCAAACAUAUUUCUUUCCUGGAGGAUUGUAUUAUGUAUGUGGUUGCAUGUCCAUGUGUGUGUGUGUAAUUAUGUGUGUAUUGCUGGUUCUGCUGUCGAUUGUUCCUUAGUCUUCCUCUACCUACAUAAGCUAAUGGGGGACUAUUAAAUAAUCAAUAAUAAUACAUUUGACAUUUAUCAUGUUUUUCAUGAAAUUGGAUGAAAUUUGGAUGAAACCAGAUCAAAGUAGGACUACCAAAGUAUGACAAAUUACUGUUGCUUCUACAUUGAUAAAGUUUCAUCAAAGUUACUGGUCCCCUCACCAUGUCAAACACUUGGAUUAGGAGGCGGGAUGGAGGUGGGAUUAUUAAGUGAUUUUUGUGAAAUCACAAAAAGCCUAAUUUUAAAUACACCAAUGGUUACAUCUUAUUAUCUUACCUAAUUUAAAUAAGUACCGCCUUGUAACCAACAUCACAGAAGGCAUGUUCGCAGAAGGGGGUGGUUUACAUAGCCCAGCGUCAUUCGGGUUUGGCGGGGGGGGCGGGUGCCUGCAGGCUGACGUCAGUUGAACAGUGUUCAUAUACCAAAAACUCAUUGUUUACAGGCCACAUUAGGCCUGCAAGUAGGGUUGCAAAACUCCUGUAACUUCCCCAAAAUUCCCAGAUCUUCAAAAUAUCCUGGUUGAAGGAUUUCCAGGACUCUUCCAACCAGGAUUUUUGGAAAACCUGGGAAAUGUACCAGAA
Coregonus clupeaformis (lake whitefish) is the source of this 1819-nucleotide messenger RNA. Its product is annotated as E3 ubiquitin-protein ligase RNF138. NCBI's taxonomy places the organism in Eukaryota, Metazoa, Chordata, Actinopteri, Salmoniformes, Salmonidae. The record is from RefSeq and is a predicted model, not a curated record. The coding region runs from base 107 to 727 and encodes 206 amino acids. The transcript is spliced from 5 exons.